This is a messenger RNA of Mytilus californianus (California mussel), 4030 nucleotides long. RefSeq lists its product as uncharacterized. The record is from RefSeq and is a predicted model, not a curated record. NCBI's taxonomy places the organism in Eukaryota, Metazoa, Mollusca, Bivalvia, Mytilida, Mytilidae. Bases 205 to 1794 code for a protein of 529 amino acids. The transcript is spliced from 17 exons.
UUAGUUUGGUAACGGAUUGCGGAAUCUAUACAUUUACUCUUUGGUAUCAAGAAGAUGUCAUUCACUUGCAAAUUAUUCCUAAUAUCACAGUGACGACAGAAGAUGGUCGCGACAAUUGGAGUGCAACUCCAGCUUAGUGGAGGGAUACAAGACUGACCGGUUAUGGACUAAAGAUGUGUUAAUAAUGUUGAAAUCGAUUUCAAAAUGAAGGAAUCAAAAAUAGUCUCUAUAAUCAUUUUCUUCACGUUCGUCACCAGGAUUGUAAGUUCACUUCAAACAUGCCCAGAAAAGACAAAAUGGAAUGUGUCGGAAUGCACCUGUGAUCUAAGCCGCGGAUAUUAUGGUGAAGAUCCGAACAACUGUGACCAGAAAAACUGCAGUAAUGGUUUCAUACUGACAAGGAAUGGUUCUUGUAAACCAUGUACUGCUGACGAUGAUGUGGAAAGUUGUUACAAAAACAAAAGUCAGACGAGUAAUAGUACUUUGACAACUCCAUUUAUUGUAGUGUCUAUUUUACUGGCAACUUUAGUAAUUAUAUGUAUAAUAGUGCUCAUAGUAUUUAUUUCAAAAAGGGGACGGAAGAAACGAAAACGAACUUCUGCUUCAAGAUCAAGUCCUUUACUGUCACGCAGACGAAAUCACCAGGAAAGCAGCUCUGAACGGAAUAGUUCCGUAUAUAGUUAUGCCGACACCUCAGUCAUAGGUUUAUCAUACAGGGAUGUAUCGAAUAGUUUCAAUCUAAUUAACAGAGUCAAUCUACCGGAAAUGGAUGAAACUAAAGUAAAAAGGACAAGAGACAAACUCCGAAAUGCUAUUCCACUGCCACCAAGGUUUCAACAAAGUCAUAGUCAGGAAUACAGUUUCAGCAGUCCGGAUGUAACAAGCAAUGAAAUUACUUCUUCUGGUGACCGACGAUCAAACAGUAACCCCUUUGUAGCUAACCAGCAUGUAAACCAAAGCUUAACAUCUUGGCCAACUAAGCAUUCGAGUUCAAAUUCUGAUGAGAGUAGUUAUAACUUAGAAAGGAGAGAGACUAAUUAUAUAUCAACAAAUGCCGAUCAAUACGCACACAUUAUCACACAGACAGGAAGUUUGUUAACAAUUAAUUCUAUUGAUCGAUGUUCAACUAACAACAAUAUACUAAGCUGGAAUGGUGAAGAUGUAGAUGAAAACCAAGAUAUAGCAAACGAAAAUAUGGAAUAUCAUGGUCAAAUGACCUUACCAUUGUUUCUGCCAACGUUCCAGUCAAAUUCGAUAGAAAACAUGUCCACAGACACAACAUAUGUGACAACUGAUUUGGAUGAUGUUAGUGAAGAAACAAAGCUGUUGAAGCCAUUUCUAGAUGACCUUUCUUCAAAUCAAAUUCAAGAAGAUAUCGAACAAAAUGUAACUGCAGCAAACAAUGAUGACCAUCGGAAUGUUGAUGAUUAUGAAGCUGUUCAAAUUCAGCAGGAACCAAGGACUAGUUUUUCAAAUAAUGCAGUAACGAUUCUGGGAAUGUUGCAGACGUUGAUUUUAAAAAAGGAUAGUAAACUUCAGAGAAAAACGGAAGAGACAGAAUCGUUAAAAGAAGAAGUAAGAAGGUUACGUGAGGGAAUUGAACAAAAGGACAAAGAGUUGCAAGAUAUUCAUAAGUAUCUAAGCGGUAUUAUGGAUAACUUUCCACAUGACAGAAAUUCUAUGGAAGAAAUUUGUCAUGACUUACAGACAAGUAAUGCAAUCAAUCUACAGACUGAAGAUGUGAAACAGGAUCAAUCUGACAUAGAUAUAUACUACAGCAGGCAAUCAGUUUAAUACUUCUAUGAUGUAUCUAUGUUCUAGUCAUUCUUGGAGUAAACAAUGCAGUUAUUUCGUGUAAAUGGGCUAGUGCCCAUCGUGAUAAGAAAUGCAUAAUAUAUUCACAUGCAGAUGACUGUUAUUGUUGAUUUAUAAAACGCUCUGUAUGUGGUUUUUCAUGAAUUGUAUAUAAUCCUAUUCCUUUGGGUUUUUAACAUAGAUACUACUGAAUUUUAUGAUUAGUUGUGAUGAUGUCUUGUCUCGAUUAACAUCCAGCAAAAAGAGGAAACAGGAGAUUUUGUAUACUAUUUGUUUUGACUGCGUUUUUAGUCAACAAUUUGCUAUUAUUGAUGCCUGCAAAAUGAUAACUCUUAUGUACAAAUGUUCCUCUUGCCUAAUUCGAAGUGUAUCUUGUUACCUUAUCUGUGAAAUAUUGUAAGCUCAUAUGUGUUAGCUGACUGAUAGUGGACAAAUUAAGAAAAGCUGUUACAAUCUGGAAACGUUACAGUUUUGUACGUUAUGAUUGGACCGGUCAUUUAAAAGGAUAAAACAUUUCUUUUAGAAAACAUAGGUUUACAGACAAUAGUCUGUGUUUUAUAAAAACCUUUCUGAGCAAACAAAAUCUAGAUAAAAUUGCCUUAAAUAACAUACAAUGAAUAAAAACAAUUAAAACUCUAGAAAUGCAUGUUUUUUCAAUAAGUUAAAUAUGAUGGCUACUUGUGUACAAAUACGUGGUAAUUUUUGUUAACAGAAUAAAAACAAAUAUUUGUUUAUCCUAUAUGGUCAUGAAGAAGCUUCUGCAAAGGUUUCCUGGAAUUUAACGAUAGUUUUGGAAAAGGUUAUGGAUGUUUAAAAAAACUUUAACCCUAGACUGUAUCUAAAUGUGAUCUUCAAAACCACUUAGAAAUACUAAGGAUUUUCUACCCCAGGAAUAUGUUAUCUUAGCUGUAUUUGGCAAAACCUUUCGGUAUUUUGAGUCCUCAAUACUCUUCAACUUCGUACUUCAUUGGCCCCUUUUAACUUUUUUGAUUCGAGCGUCACUGAUGAGUCUGUUGUAGACAAAACGCGCAGCUGGCAUACAAAAUUUUAAUCCUAGUAUCUUUGAUGAGUUUAUUUAAUCCAUUUAUCAUUAAAAUCCGGAAAGCAGAAAAUAAAGCAUUUUCUUCAGACGCUGUUUCUUGGUCAUGACUAAGCUUCAAUCUGUUAAAGCUUUGAAAGUUGACCUUAGAUGGAUUUGGCUAUUUUUUAGGCCCUUUUUGGUUAUUUAGCUCUUCAACUGUUCUUAUACAUCCUUGGCUUUCAAAUAUUCGGCUUUGAGAGUUCCUAAUGAAGGCAACUCCAGAAAAGCGCUUUGGACGCAUGAAAUUUAUAACGUGUUGUUUUAAUUUUUUUUCAAAAUUGCAUGGUUUGCAAAAAAACUUUUAGUCAAUCUAUAGACAAAAUAUGAGAACAUGAAAAAAUACAUUUUAAAAAGUUUGCUCCAAAUGUUACCUCUUAAUCUGUAAACAAAGUUCAACAAAGUUCUAUGAAAGUUUGACAUGUCUGAAAAAAAUUUAACUCUAGACUUGUUACCUAAAUGUUAACUAUAUUUUAUCUUUUUAAAUAGUAGGUCAACUAUAACUAUAUUGAGUUUACAAAAUGAUUGUAGGACGUACAUGUCUUUGUCAGGUAUCAUUUAACCUUGCUCUGGUUUCAUGUUUCAAUAGCCAACAUUCCGUGUUCAUGAUUAUGUCAAUGUUGCUGACACUUUUAGUGUUUAAUAUAUAGAAGGAUAAUAAGGUGUACAUGCCAGUUUGACAGGAUUUAUCUGACCUUGGUCAAAUUGUCACAGUUCGUUAUUCAUGUGGAAGUUUUUUGUGGUUUAAUCUGUUUCUCAUCUACUAUAGUAUGCCUCAACUAUAUUUGAUGAAUAAAAUGAUUGUAAGUUGUAGAUCUACCGAACAGUCUAUAAUUCAGAAAAAAAUAAGUAGUCGCUUGUGAUUCAUAUUUUGUCAUGUCUAGGUCUUUUAUAACUGACUAUAGGGUAUUUGUUUUGCUCAUUGUUGAAGGCUUGACAUAUUUAAUCAAAUCCGCUUAAUUUAGACUUAGUUAGCUAGUUGCUUCAUUGGCAAUCAUACCACAGAUCCUUCUUUUAGAUUGUGCAAUGCCAUAAUAUAAGUACGGGGACUGGAUGUAGGACCAAAAGUGUUCAUAACUGAGUAAACCCAUAUAUAUUUUGUGUUGGUUUAAUCUAUUAAAAAGAAAAUCAAUGUUA